Penicillium atrosanguineum is the source of this 846-nucleotide messenger RNA. Its product is annotated as aldo/keto reductase family protein. The record is from RefSeq and is a predicted model, not a curated record. The transcript has 6 exons. Lineage: Eukaryota; Fungi; Ascomycota; Eurotiomycetes; Eurotiales; Aspergillaceae. Gene Ontology annotation, molecular function: oxidoreductase activity. Bases 1 to 846 code for a protein of 281 amino acids.
AUGGCUCAAUCGCUUCAGUCGACUUACAAGCUCGUCUCGGGCUACGAGAUCCCCGUUGUUGGAUUCGGCGUUUACCAAACACCCUCCGAUGUCACCGAGAAGGUGACCCUUAAGGCCCUUGAGCUGGGUUACCGUCAUGUCGACAGCGCCAAGGUCUACGGAAACGAGCAGCAGAGCGCCGCAGCCAUUCGCAAGUCUGGCCUUGACCGGUCGCAGAUCUUCUAUACCAGCAAGGUCCCCAAGUCAUAUAUGGGAUACGAGCAGGCCAAGAAGGCCAUCGAAGAGAGCAUUGCGGCGGCCAAUCUCGGCUAUAUUGACCUCAUGUUAAUCCACGCUCCCUAUGGCGGCAAGGAGGCCCGCUUGGGCACCUGGAAGGCGCUCGUCGAAGCCCAGAAGGCCGGAAAGAUUCGCUCGCUGGGUGUGUCCAACUUUGGCAUUAAGCAACUCGAGGAGCUGGAGGAGUACAUCAAGAACGGAGGUGGCGGUCAGAUCGCCGUCGGUCAGUACGAGAUCCACCCCUGGUGCCCCCGCGAGGAUAUUGCCGAGUGGUUGCGCUCGCGCAACAUCAUUGUUGAGGCCUACUCGCCUCUUGUGCAGGCGACCCGUAUGAAGGAGCCGGUUCUGCAGACUCUUGCCAAGAAGCACGGCAAGACCCCGGCUCAGAUCCUGGUCCGCUGGAGCUUGCAGAAGGGAUACGUGCCCCUGCCCAAGUCGGUGACUGACUCCCGCAUCCUGGAGAACUCGCAGGUGUUCGAUUUCAAGUUGUCGGAUGAGGACAUGGCUAGCCUGAAGCUCAACGAAUAUGCGCCCGUGUGCUGGGACCCGGUUCGGGACUGCAAGAUCUAA